Molecule: messenger RNA, 1670 nt
Organism: Carassius gibelio (silver crucian carp)
Lineage: Eukaryota; Metazoa; Chordata; Actinopteri; Cypriniformes; Cyprinidae
Product: centrosomal protein 43
Exons: 20
Coding region: 80-1591 (503 amino acids)
Cellular component (GO): centrosome
Molecular function (GO): calcium ion binding
Source: RefSeq, a predicted model, not a curated record
AUCAACCCAUGUUUAAUGCCGUUGACAGCCGCCAGGGUGCGCAAGUUUCCAGUUUAAAGUCACAUGACACCAACUGAAGAUGUCUGCGACGGAGGAGGACACGGAACUCAGAGAUCUACUGAUUCAAAACUUGGAAAACAGUGGUGUUUUGAAUAAAAUUAAGGCAGAGCUACGUGCAGCUGUUUUUCUUGCCUUAGAAGAGCAAGACAAAGUUGCGAACAAAACACCUCUUGUGAAUGAAAACCUCAAAAAGUCCUUAAACACAAAGGAUGAGCUUGGUAUAUCAGAAACGGCGGUGAAUAAAAACACCCCUCUCCUGCUUGAGUUGGUGAAGAGGGGCCGGCAUAAAGAGGGAGAUCGGUUGAUUGAGAGAACUUUUCCCAAGGAAUUGUUGCCCCGUCAAAUUGCUGAUGCCCGCAAAAGAUUUGACAGCCAUGACAAGAACAGAAGUGGUGAGAUCAACAGAGAAGCUGUUAUUGGAAUUUUCACUGAUCUUUUUCCCCAGUUCAGCAGAAACAUGCUGGACAGUUACGUCACUGAGGAAUUUAGAGCCAAAGGCAAGAACACAACUGUAGACUUCCAGGACUUCUUGGGAAUGUACAAAUGCUUUUUCAUUCAGUGUCGGAGUGUGGUUUCCAGUGAGAGUAGCGAUGCACUUUAUACCUCAAGUAACACCUCUGAAGAUAAAAUCAUUUCUUCUUCCACCAGCAAGAUACCCAGGUAUAAAGGAUUUGUUAAGCACAGUUCAGCGCAGAAAGAAAAGCCUGACCUAAAGGCCGGAGACAGACGACCUGGUGAACCGCUGGGAUCUCAGAAGAACAGAGGAUCUGUUCAAGUGUCUGAAGGCACAGAUGAGGGAUUAGGUGAUGGGAAAAACCUCCCCACCUCACUGAGGAGAGCACUGGAGUUUGGCCUGGAGGAUGAGGAUGAAGGAGACUCGUUCUUUGAUGAUCCUCUUCCUCAACCUCAGAAGACCUAUGGCUGUGGUUUAUCUUCAGCAGAUAAGCCUUAUUCAGGGCAGAGGCAUUCUGAAAAAAGCUAUAGUCAGAAAGAUCAACACUGGCAGAGGGAAGGGAGCCUUUCAGGGCGAUCCUUAUCCCAAAUGAGGAGGGGCACUAGCCUCAAUGAUCUGUCUGCUAUAGGCAGUGAUAAAGAGGGAGAUGGAGAGGACAUGCUCUCUGACUGUGAUAACAGGCCUAAACCCAGGGGAGAAGGUUUGGGCAGCAGUUUAGGAAAAGCAUUCAUGGCAGACGCGCAGCUGAAGAGUGCGGGAGGAUCGUUUGAGAGCAGUCAGAAAGACCAUUCAUCUGAUAAAAACGGUACGUCUAGUUCUAAAGAUAAGGUUGUAAAAGAGUUUCCCGUUCCAAAUGAGAAAACUGCAUCUCCUUUGCUGGAUGAUGAUCUUGACUAUGACGAUGACUUCAACAGUCAUCUCUCUGAAAACUCUAAGAGUGAAGUGAGCAUCGAUGAGGAGAUUGAGGUGGUGUCGAUAGAGGGGCCUGACAUCAGCCAUAAGCUUGAUGAAACCACUCAGGAUGUGAGCGUUUCACAGAUAAGUUUGGGUGCAGACUACAUUGAAGACGUUGCUUGAAACCUAUUUGUUGGUUCUUUAUUUUAUACUUUAUGUAUUUAUGGAUUUUGUUGACAAUAAAUAAUUAAUUACAGCCUGA